Molecule: messenger RNA, 1035 nt
Organism: Daldinia childiae
Lineage: Eukaryota; Fungi; Ascomycota; Sordariomycetes; Xylariales; Hypoxylaceae
Product: Bifunctional protein GAL10
Exons: 2
Coding region: 1-1035 (344 amino acids)
Biological process (GO): beta-D-galactose catabolic process via UDP-galactose, Leloir pathway; glucose metabolic process
Molecular function (GO): aldose 1-epimerase activity; carbohydrate binding
Source: RefSeq, a predicted model, not a curated record
AUGGCCGACGAGAUCUCCUUCCUGCCACUCGGCGCUAUUAUCCAAUCCUUUAAUGUUGGUGGCAUUAACAUUGUCCAAGGCUUCCCAACCCAAAAACUUUAUGCCGAACACAACAGCCCGCACUUUGGUGCCACAAUUGGCCGUGUCGCAAACCGCAUUUCCGGCGCCAAGGUCGAGACUUUGAACGGAGGAAAGACAUACAGCUUCGUUGCCAACAACGGACCGAAUACCCUGCACGGUGGAAAUGUGGGUUGGGGUAAGCGAGUAUGGAAGGGUCCGACCCCGGUGGGCGUCCGCAAGAACAUCCCCGGAAUCGAGGGUGAGCUUAAGGGUGGAGAGACUGUUGAGUUCUCACUUACAAGCGAGGAUGGGGAUGAAGGGUUCCCUGGUGAGGUUCUCGUCAAGGUGUUCUAUACGGCUGGCAAAGUUACCGAGAACGGAAAAGAGGUCACAGUUCUUAGCCAGGAAUACGAGGCCGAACUAGUAGGAGGUGCGGAGGAAACUAUCAUCAACAUGACAAACCAUUCAUACUUUAACCUCUCGGGAAAGCCAAAUAUUGAGGGAACCGUGGUCCAACUUUCUACCAAUUCAUAUCUCCCUCUCGACGAGUCGGGUAUCCCAACCACCGGACCAACUGCGUACUCUAAAGUCCCAACAACGACUCCUUUUACCCUCGGUGCCCAGGAGCCAGAUUUUGACGAUUGCUUCAUCGUUGAUCCCACCGCUUCUCCCAGCUCUGUGCCAAUAGACACACGAGCUCUUCCUUUAAUUAAACUUGUUUCCGCUCACCACCCAGAGAGCAAGAUUCACCUAGAAGUUCUUAGCACAGAACCCGCGUUCCAGUUCUAUACCGGCAAGUGGAUCGAUGUGCCGGCUGUAGGCGGAGCUCCCGCGCGCGGGUCGCGCAGUGGUUUUUGCGUGGAACCCAGCCGGUUUGUAAACGCUAUUAAUGUUGAUGAUUGGAGAAGUCAGCAACUUUUAAAGAAGGGUGAGAAAUUCGGAGCCCGGAUUGUGUACAAGGCAUGGGAAGAGUAA